AGGAGGAGUACAACAUGACUUAGCUUUGGUAUUUCUUAGUGUGUUUAUAACUGAAAAGGCCAUGAAGACGAGCUUGGCAUGUAUUCUAAUAUUCACUCAGCUUUUUGAAGCCUCCACAGAGUUGAUCUUUAGGCAGCUGACGGAGAGCCAGUCACUGGAGCUCUCCUAUUUCCCUCGGCUGGAGCGUAGGAGCCUGACGGCCCUCCACCUGUACCACCGCAGUGCCCAGAGCCAGACCACCCUGCUGUCCAUGGCCGAGGGCGGCGAGCUGAGGGUCGACCCGGAAUACCGAGGGCGGCUGCAGAUCUGUGGAGGUCUGGACUCCCUGCAGGUCAAUGUGACCAUGUCCCAUUUACAGCGCAGUGACACGGGACUCUACAUGUGGGAGCUGAGAUACAGAGAGAACAGCUCUAAUCAGAUCAUCCUCAGUGCUCAAAAGGUGUUCUUGUUGGUUGAAGGGACAGGGAGGUCAUGCCAGUGCUCUCCCAGUUACCGUCCUCUGCUCUUGACCAUCUUUACAGUAACAGGGCUUCUUCUGCUCACACUCAGCUGGCUGGCCACAGAGAAAUGUGUGAAGGCGAGGCAUCAUCACAGACCACAACCUCCGGUUCCUAUAUAUGAGGAAAUGACCAGGAAGCAGCAGAGUGCCGGAAUACACCAAAAUAACCCAGAGGCCCCAUCACACCUGGAGGAAGUCAACUUCCCUGUGUACGCUAACUCCAACAUCCGACAGCCACAGGAAAACUAUUACGCCUGUCCCAGACAGCUCGCCCUCAGAGCCUGACGUGACUUCUGGCAUCGCGCUAAUGGUGCACAGAACAUUCACAGGAAGACACCAGCUUUACUGCAGCAAUAUGAGAGCGAGGGCUGACUUCUCAUCCAGGAAAUCAAAAAAAGAUUGGUGGAAAAAAGCCACAGAGACAAACACCAAAUGGCACAUUUUUAACAGCCAAGAAAAAAAAACGCUAUUUUAUUAAUAUUGAAAGAAGCUCCAUAGUUCAUGAAAACAUUUGUUUCGGUGCAUGUCAUGUAACAAUCACAUUCUAUGAGGAGAAAGAUAUACAGAGAGAAAAAAAAAAUAAAACAUUACAAGCCACUGACUUUUCAUUAAAUCUCAGUACAUACAUUUUUACUUAAUAUUUCCAAAACAAAAAAAAAAAAAAAAAAAAAAAAAGAAAAGAAAAAGCAGCCCUAAUCACAUAUCACCCACCCCACCCUAAAAAAAAACCCUUGAGGGUAAUAGGCUAGAAUCCCACAGUGCUAAAGAGUGAGACGCUCAUUGGUUUUAGGAAUACACAGCAUGGCGAUGUAGCGCUAGGUCAAUCUGAAGAAGGGGAAGGAAGCUGGAGGCGGAGGGCUUUACAUGACUCACCCCUCCACCCGCCUCCACCCCCUUAAAAACCCAAACAAAUAAAAACACAUUGGAUCCCAAAAACCCCUGCAUUAGAUCAGCCACUUAGAAGUAGGCCAUAAAAUCCCCAU
This is a messenger RNA of Perca flavescens (yellow perch), 1482 nucleotides long. Its product is annotated as cd7 antigen-like. Gene Ontology annotation, molecular function: signaling receptor activity. The transcript has 4 exons. Gene Ontology annotation, cellular component: membrane. NCBI's taxonomy places the organism in Eukaryota, Metazoa, Chordata, Actinopteri, Perciformes, Percidae. Bases 62 to 784 code for a protein of 240 amino acids. Gene Ontology annotation, biological process: adaptive immune response. The record is from RefSeq and is a predicted model, not a curated record.